AUGUCUCAGAAACGAGGUAGAUCUGUAUCGCCGGCAUCACCUCCCCUUAUCUUUAAAUCUUCCCCCAUUGAAGAUCGAUCUUCCACAUUCCUCGCAUUUUACUCCCCCACUCUCGCGGCCAAGGAGCUACAAGCACACACCGAGUUCAAGAGUGCAAGCCAUCGCAUUGCCGCAUGGAGAAAGCCUAGCAGUCAGCGUUCGCUCAACGUGCAGCGUCUUUUGGACACCGGUCAUGAUGAUGACGGCGAGAAGUAUGGUGGCAAGGCUGUGGAGAAGGUCCUCAUCGAAACGGAUGUAGAAGGCGCAGUGGUAGUAGCCAGGUGGUACGGUGGCGUCAUGCUUGGUCCUAUGCGCUUUGACCACAUCAAGAAUGCUGCCCGCGAUGCCAUCAUGCAAUGGGCACAAGACAGGGAAAGGUCCGCCAAGAAGGCAAAGGUACGAGAAGAUGAGGCCCAAAAGGAAAGGCUGAUACAGACCCUCCCGGAAAGAGACCAAAGUAUUACAGUGUUGAGAGACUUGCUUGCCGGGAAGAGUCAGCAGCCGUCGUCCGCACCAAGUGGGGAAAGUACUCCGGCGAAGAGAACGGAUUAUUCCACUUUGCCACUAGCCACGCUUGAAAAGCUCGAGCGAGUGAGAGAUGCUACCAUUGGAUGGAUACUCAAGCAGAUAGAAAAGGCUGAGAACACACAGGUGGAGGAACCUGGUGCAAAGAAUGCAGCCAUACCAAAAGCACCAGGAGCGCCGAAAUCGUCGGCCCAUGUUGGUGCGCCCCCCGCAAAGGAAGAGAUAUCGAAGAUAGCAGAUCUUGGAAGUCAAGGUACGGAAGUUGCUCCGCCGAAACAUGAUGUUAUUUAG
Messenger RNA from Letharia columbiana, 855 nucleotides. RefSeq lists its product as uncharacterized. Gene Ontology annotation, cellular component: cytoplasm. The transcript has a single exon. Gene Ontology annotation, biological process: regulation of translational initiation. The record is from RefSeq and is a predicted model, not a curated record. NCBI's taxonomy places the organism in Eukaryota, Fungi, Ascomycota, Lecanoromycetes, Lecanorales, Parmeliaceae. Bases 1 to 855 code for a protein of 284 amino acids.